CGCAGUGUUGCCAGCCAUAGAGCCACGUCAGGCCUGUAGCAACUGCUCGUCUUCUACUGCCUCUCCAAGGUUAGAGACAGGCCCGCCUAACUGGCUGGAAACACUCAGAGGAAAAGACACUGGGAGCCGGGCUGAAACAGCGAUGCCCGGAAUUAAGUUUUUUUGAGCGUUCACAUUUUUCUCCGGAACAGAAGCUCAAAGUGUCGGCGGCGAAAUUGUCAGCGUGGACACUGACAGCGUUAUUUCGUCUCUAUAGGAGGUUGUGCGGCUAAGAAAAGAUCGUUAUCGCCCGGUGCUUGAUGGAAACGCGCAAUCAUAAAAAAUGGUUGCAUCUGGAGGACAUCCGUGAAUGCGAUCGUUUCCUUUUGACAUCGGUGCGUCAGAAAAGACACCUCAGUAAGCUGGUCUUCUGGUUGGGUGUGAAGUGUCUAUUGUGCACCGUGGUCCUGGUGGAGUGAAGGUGACUUGAGCCCCGUCGCAGUCGAGGCAAUGCGGAGAGGAGCCACAGGCGCUCAUCCGGUACCUUUCCUGCGCCCCCAGGCUCGUCUGGAAGAAUAUCUGCUCCUUCUCUCACAUUAAAGGGAAGGGACGUGAGAAAUAGAGCUAUAAGAGUAAUCGAGGUUCAACCCAGUCUGUAGUUAGCGAAGGUGAACUGAGUCUAAAAACGCAGGAGAGAAUAAGGUGAACAGUAAGGUGCAGGGCGGUGGAAGCAGGAGGGGAGUAAGUGGUGGAGUUUGGGGGGAUCCGACUAAAUCGUUCUGUCUUAGGGCUGUUUUUGUGGUGGAUGUGUAUGCAUGAGUUCUGCAUCGAAUGGGCGCAAAAACCGCCCCAGAUCCGCCGGGAACAUCUUCCAGAUCGGCAAGCCACCUUACAGAGACCCACAGAGGAGGGAGAGCACCGAAAGUACCCGCAAAGCUCAGCGCGCCGUGGCCGACUGCAGAAUGAUCGUUCAAGAAUUCAACACACUUGUGGCUCUGUACCGUGAACUGGUCAUCUCCAUCGGCGAAAUAACAGUCGACUGUCCUUCCUUACGGGCGGAAAUGCUUAAGACCCGAACUAAAGGCUGCGAAAUGGCGAGAGCUGCACACCAGAGUCUCUCCUUGAUAUCGGGGCCAGAGGAUGGGGAAAUCCACCCUGAGAUCUGUAGACUCUUCAUCCAGCUGCAGUGCUGUCUGGAGAUGUACAUCACAGAGAUGCUGAAAUCUGUCUGCUUGCUGGGAUCCCUGCAGCUCCACAGGAAAGGUAAAGAUUCAUGUGGCCCUCCUGGCGUUGACAGCAAGACUGAAGACUCAGACAUCCCCAUCCUGGAAGACACCUCUUCCUCCCCCACCGAUUGUCCUCAGCUCUGCUGGCUAGUGGCUACUGACAUAGAAAACAUAGAAAAGGAUAUGAGAGAGAUGAAGAACCUUCUCAGUAAACUCAGGGAGACAAUGCCUUUACCGCUGAAGAACCAAGAUGACAGCAGCUUGCUGAACCUGACUCCCUACCUACUUGUCCGACAGAGGAAGAGGCGGUUCUUUGGGCUCUGUUGCCUGGUAACCAGCUAAGAGCCCCACCUAUAUGUAGGAGGCGGCAACAAAGACACCAUUACCCACUGUCUGUCACCACUUGUGUCUACCACCAACCUAUUACUGCCAUUUUAAAAUAAAUAGUCUCUUUCUCUUCUUUUUUUUUUCAAAGGCUGCCCAUUUUAUAAUUUUAUUUUUUAAUACCAAGAAAAAAUUGUAACUGCAAGGGAAUGAAACAACUCAUGAACAUAUAUUUUAAGAAAGUUUUGCAAAAGCUUCUCCCUUUUUUGGUAAAUUAAGUCAGAUAUCUGCUUGUCCAGUGUGCAAAGAGAAUAAGAGACCAUCCAACAUAAUGUCAAUGUUCAAUUACUUCCACAUCCAGAGUGAAUGAAAUGAUGAUUCAUGUUUAAAAAAGGGAAUUUAAAUGUCUGUUUUGUCAGAAACAAUGUGAUAUCUUAAUGAAGAGAUGCCAUUUGAGAGUGUGAGGAAGGUACUUGCAAAGACAGAGUGAAACCUUUGUUUGUCAAAAGCGAUACAAGUUUGUUCAGAAGAAGUCUUUUGUGUAUUCCAGUCUCUGUUUUCCGUUUCUUGUUGUUUUUCCUCUUAAUGUACUUAAUUUAGUCUUCCAUAAACCAAGAACCUGUAUCCAACUUAAACUUUCCACUUUCAUAAUGGAAUAUAUGAUACAAUAGCCUACUCAAAAGAAAACUUCUUUGCACACAAUAUCUAUCUAUAAAAUGAGACAUUAGACUUGUAUAUACACAUAAUCUUUACGCAAUGCUCUGAAUUAUUUUUAAAGAUGGAGGCGUCUAGUAAAGAAUGUUGGUCCGUGUUGGUAUACCAUGUGGGAAGAAUCUUGUCCUGACUGAGACAGUUAUGCAGGCAGAGGGCAGGUAAUAUGGGUAUUGCUUAUAAAAGAUAGUUAUCAAUGUUUAUGGAAGGAUGAAGAUACAGUAGUCAAAGCUGUAAUAGGUCGUUUUACAUUGUUAAUAAAACUUUUGUUAUUGAAACCAA
Molecule: messenger RNA, 2522 nt
Organism: Melanotaenia boesemani (Boeseman's rainbowfish)
Lineage: Eukaryota; Metazoa; Chordata; Actinopteri; Atheriniformes; Melanotaeniidae
Gene: rgs7bpa
Product: regulator of G protein signaling 7 binding protein a
Exons: 6
Coding region: 795-1547 (250 amino acids)
Biological process (GO): G protein-coupled receptor signaling pathway
Cellular component (GO): nucleus; neuron projection; postsynapse
Source: RefSeq, a predicted model, not a curated record